Cantharellus anzutake is the source of this 1266-nucleotide messenger RNA. RefSeq lists its product as uncharacterized. NCBI's taxonomy places the organism in Eukaryota, Fungi, Basidiomycota, Agaricomycetes, Cantharellales, Hydnaceae. Gene Ontology annotation, biological process: regulation of DNA-templated transcription. The transcript has 5 exons. Gene Ontology annotation, molecular function: sequence-specific DNA binding; zinc ion binding. The record is from RefSeq and is a predicted model, not a curated record. Bases 109 to 1233 code for a protein of 374 amino acids.
CGGCCCAGAAUUCUGAUACGGCUCUUUCAUAAUUUUUUUGGACAUUUUAAUUCCACCCCCUAUAUCUACUCAUUGGCCUAAUGCACUUAAAGUGUCAUAGUUGGAAACAUGUCCUGUGCAUACCCCCCUCGAAUGGCUUCUUCGACUGCCUUGCGAACCUCUGACGAAUGGGCCCGUCAUAUAUCCUAUAACGAACGUCAGAAUUAUCACACCGAGCAGCCUCCUCAUGACUAUGGUGCAGAAACCGCAUGGCGGACGUCUGCAAGUGACACUGGACUUUCUUCUUCCCAAUUGGCUAAUCCACACCUUACCGCCGCCUAUCGCCCCGCAACCCUUCUGUCCUCUGACGAGUAUCGUACGCCUCAAAUAGAGUACUCCCAACAUCACCAGACGUAUACCCCACAGCCUUCCUACGCACAAGACGCAAGAUACAUGCCAAUAAUGCCAUCCAGCUCGCCUCAGGCUGCAUCUCACAUUCAGCAUCAACCCCCUGACGUGCGGCAAGCGCCUGUCACCCCAGUAUAUUCUUCUUCUCAUCAUUCCAUUCCUGGUUAUGGGACGGAAAUAUCUCCACCUAACUCGAUGCUACCUGGGUCCACCCCUUCUUACCAGGCGGUGCAGCACACCGUUCCUCAGGGCUAUAACACUGCCGCUGUGACGUAUUCCCCCGUCGAUCCACUUCCCGCAACUGCGCCGCAUGCUCAAGUUGUCUCCACAGUGGAUUAUGAGCAGAUGCUUCGUUCAUAUGAACGUUUGCUAGUCGAUCUUCCCAGUCCAGACGAGUGGAGUAAUGAAAACGCGCGCCAAGCCAUGAGCUCGACCUCCCUAAACGGCCUAGUUUCUACUGCCAUUACAGGCUUGCAAACCCUCGAUCCAAACGCGCGAUUUCAAUCUACCAGUCCGCCACCAGACAGUACGUCGGAACUUCGCGGCAUUUCACCUUCACUGUCUGCCGCGUACCAAAUGCCAAUAAUUCGUACGAAGAGAAGGCGUAUUAUACAAAAAUGUUUGAGUUGCGAUAGCACAUCAACUCCUGAGUGGCGAAAGGGUCCAAUGGGACCGCGUACGCUGUGCAAUGCAUGUGGACUCGUGUGGGCAAAAGUGCUCCGCAAACGCGCAGCAGAAGAGAGGGCUAAGUCAGGUGCGCCUUCAGUGCCAUCACGGCCAAAGUCGUCUACCACACUUCAAUACCCUCAAGAUGGGCCACGUCUUCCUCAAAAUAUCAUUUUCUGAGCGGCGCACCAAAUACUACUUGAUUAAUUCUUA